GCAAAGGCCGCGCGGACGUUUCCAUUGUGUCCAAUUGGCGAGCGGCAAAUUCUUUUAUUAUUUAUUUAGCUUUUGGAGAGCGCGCGCGAAAACAAUAAUCCAUGAAUCGGCGCGCGAUCGUCGUCCAAAAGCAACCAAAACCAUACCAAAAGCCGACUGAACGCCACAUAUUCGUCUCGUAAUUGCCGAGAGCGACCCGCGGUUUCUUGUCGCUACAUCUCACUAAGAAAAACACAAAUAAAUAAAAGAAAAGGAAUCUGUAUACACGAAGAAAAAGAGAACAACAAUUAUAACAACAUUUCCAUCUGCUUUCCUCAACUUCUGGGAUUACCAAAUGCGCCAAAGUACGUGACCUUCCGCAGUAGUGCACCAGGACCUCACUCAACGCAACCUUCCGAGAUGACAGAAUCAGGAAUCGACUUGGGUUUUGACCUGUCGGCCUUCAUGACCGACGACGCGGAUCUCCAGAACCUGCUAGAUUUUGAUGAUCUUCUGGGGACACCGAAAAACCAGGAGUUCUAUGAGCUAAAGUCCAAAACCAUGCCGGUCACCGAGAGCCCACCGAAUUUGAAAACUGUCAAUCCAUUAUCAAGGACUCAAUUGAAACUGCAACUUAUGAGGGAACAGGCUAUGCAGGAGCAAGAACGUAAGCAGAAUCAGGAGCGGAUGGAGAAGAGUCAGCAACAAGAGCAGAUGAGUUCUAUGAGAGUGCCGCUGCAUAACAUCGCCGUGGAAGUCCCUCCGCAGGUGUUGCAAGUGCAAACCAAACUGGAGAACCCGACCAGAUACCAUGUGAUACAGAAGCAACGAAGCCAGGUCCGCCAGUAUUUAAGCGAAUCAUUCCAGCAGCAGAGCAACUCCUUGCUACCACCUGGAGGAGGCUCGCUGGCAGCGGACUUCACACCUAUAGGAAGCUUCAAUUUCAAUACCUCAUCAAGUCCAAGCGAGGUUCAUGCCAUGUCUCCAGCACUUAGUUCAGCCGCUACAAGUACAUCAGGGGCCGAAGAUCUUAUCGACGACUUAUUGUCUCUGGAAUCGAGCUCUUUAGCUUCGGAUAGUUUGAAGACCUCGGACAACUCUCUGACCAGUGCUGAGAUUAGUAUUAAAAAUGAACCAUUUGCAUUCACCGAGGCUGAACUGCACGCCCUCGCCAAAGAUCGCCAAAAGAAAGACAACCACAAUAUGAUCGAACGUCGACGUAGAUUCAAUAUAAAUGACAGAAUUAAGGAGUUAGGAACGCUGCUACCGAAGAACAACGACCCAUAUUUCGAAAUAGUGAGAGACGUGAGACCCAAUAAAGGUACGAUUCUCAAAUCAUCAGUGGAAUACAUCAAGUGCCUGAAAAACGAAGUACAAAGACUUAAGCAGAACGAAAUCAGGCAGAAGCAAACCGAACACAUCAACAGGCGAUUACAACUUCGAAUACAGGAAUUGGAACGACAAGCCAAAUCUCAUGGUUUGCCUGUGUCAGACUUCAGUUGGCAGCAGAGCUCAGCUAGUAGUUCACUGUACAAUACGUAUUCGAAAAGUCAAAAUCAACAACCCACUGCCUCGGUGAUGCCAUCACUGCUACUUCCGGACCCAGAUCCGAUCAGACGAAUGAAAUUUCAGAUGCCUGAUGUCAUCACGGACGCCACGCUGAGUUUAUCAGCUAUGGAAGAGCUCAUGGAUGACGAUGAGCCUGUGAAUGGUGAUCCUAUGUUGUCCUCCCCACAUGCCCUCCACACCGAUCACUUGUUGGCUUCACCAUCCCAUCAAGUUAACGUAGAUUCUUUACUUUGCGAACCGAGACUACCCACCCCGACCAGCCAUAUCGAUCCAGUGGAUGGAGACACCCUCGACAUAGAUAUGAUUGCAUGAUAUGCGAUUAUCCAAUUGUUUCGUUCUAAAACAAUUGUUUCUAUAGCAAUAUACCACCUUUCGUCCGCUUCAUGUGGUUUUAACAAAAAUAAUUUAAGCAAUAAUCAGUACUAAAGUUACAUAUAUUGUUCUUAUAUAAUAAUAAUAAUAAUAUCUCCUCCCAAAAGAAAAACAUCUGGCGGCAUUCCCCAGCUCUGGUCUUAGACGAUUUUAGAAUGUUAGUCAUAUUACGUUUCCUUUCUUUCAUUUUAUUAUUACGUUAUUAUUAUAUUUUUUUUUAAAGAGUAUUAGUGAAAAGCAAAAUGUUAUUUUUUUCAGGCGAUGUUGUAACAGCAUUUAGGUCUAUUUUGUUAUUCUGUAAACAAUGCUACCCUUUCGCUCCCUUUACCUUUGUUUUGAACCUCAAAUAGCUAGAAAGGGACUAUGAAUUUAUCCGAUCGCCCGGUGUGGCGGGCAUGUCCAAAGUUACAAAGUUUUAUUUUAAUUGUUAUAAAUUUAGUCAUAGCUUACUACAAAACAAGUUUAAUACCAUUUAAUUGAUAAUGUUUAGUACAAGUAGCUCAAAUCGGUGAGUGCUGAUUAACGUCCCAAAUUGGGGCCCAACUGUGUUAC
Molecule: messenger RNA, 2472 nt
Organism: Nicrophorus vespilloides
Lineage: Eukaryota; Metazoa; Arthropoda; Insecta; Coleoptera; Silphidae
Gene: Mitf
Product: transcription factor EC
Exons: 7
Coding region: 400-1860 (486 amino acids)
Biological process (GO): regulation of transcription by RNA polymerase II
Cellular component (GO): nucleus
Molecular function (GO): DNA-binding transcription factor activity, RNA polymerase II-specific; RNA polymerase II cis-regulatory region sequence-specific DNA binding; protein dimerization activity
Source: RefSeq, a predicted model, not a curated record